AGGGCAACGGCUUUGCAGUCGACAGUGGUGGGGUGAUGUUGAGAAGAUGGGGGCUGUGAUGUCCUACGUGCAGAAAAGAUGCCAAACGGGGGAGUUUGGGCCGAACUACCUGGGUGCAUUGCCAGUGGCCGUCCGUAGGAAUGAACGUGCACAGCGGAAGAUCUGUUUGAGAGAUCACUUCUUGUACGAAGUAUAUCAUCGCUUGGGUGGCCAAUACUUGCACUACAUUCGGCUGCCAGAGGGAAGCAAUGUUUCAGUCCAGGAGUGCCUCAAUCAGCUGGGCGUACAGGUGCAUCUUACCAUCGAUGGCUUGGUAAAGGCUUUGAAAAUGCUUCGGGCCAACCAAUGUGCCAACAUCGAGGUCUUUGCGGAUGUCUACAAGGAGAUCUCGGAGAUCUUCAAGAUCUCGGAGAGCAUUGGGAGCAUUGGCCGCGAGCAGGAGAUGCUCCGCGGAUUGGUCUUUGUUGCUGCAGGUAUCAGGACACUCGAGGAAUGCACCUGGGAGGAGGAGCCCAACAUCCAAUGGCUGACACAGGUGCCAUCAUUGAAAGUGUCCUACCACAGAUAUGGUCCGCCGUUGCAGCGCUAUUUUUUGGAAGUGCUGCAGAUGCCUGAGGUGCAUCCAGGCUUUCGUCCAAGUUGUCUGAUCACAGCUUUGAAGAACUUGGUGGAGCAUGUGGAAAAGGCGAUGUCUCGAAACCGUCAGGAGAGCUUGCCUGGGACUCCAACAACAGCUGGUCAGUUGUUAGAUUCCAUGAAAGAUUUGGCAGCUCAGAUCUAUGGUGCUUUGGCGCAGGCUUGCCGCAAAUCCUCCAUGACAUGGCAUGCUGAUGUGCGCCGUGCCUUUGUCCAAGAGCGUUUGCUCUUGCUGCCGGGUCAAGACUCACCAAGCAACUCAAGCAACCCAAGCAACCCGAACAGCAGUAACAGCAGGACAAGCAGUUCACAGCGAGCAAAGCGGCCCAAGCGCUUGUUUGCGAAAGAGGCUUGGUGGGAUGUGGAAGAUGAACUCGCAGAGUCAAAGGCGGCGAAUCUCAGUUUGCGGCCCUUGUAUGAGGGUGUCCUAGGCGUCCCUGAUGCCGAGUUCCUCUUCUUGCGCGUCCUGGGUCUUCGAAAACGAUGCUCUCGUGCAGACAUCGCGCAUCGAUUGAAGGCGAGCAUGAACUGCCCAGGUCCUUUGAGCAAUUGGGCAGAGGGGAUUGACAUCACUGACCUGGAGGAAUUAGAAGACAUUCAAACGAGCAGCUAUUUUCGGCCUCCGGAUUGGAGAGUGCCAGAGAGGCAGACACAGGAGUCGCAAGAGACGGACAGCAGAGUGAAUGAAGCACGGCGAGUGGCCGCAGCGGCAGCGUUCCAGCCCCCACCCGCUGCGUCGCCUCAUCCGCCCGCCUGGCGCAGCACAGCCUCGGCCGCGGACGCCGCGCGGCGAGCGGAGGCGGCGCUAGAAGCACAGCGCGAUCAGCGCGAUCAGCGCGCAACGUCGACAGCUGAGGGGAACAAACGUAGAACAAAUCUGACAACACAGAGAUGUCAAAAUCAUGCAGAGAGGAGAGAUGUCGCAGAUGCUCCAGUGCAACAAAUGCAGCAAGCCCAACAAGUGCAAAGAAUGCAAAGAAUGCAAAGUGUGCAAAGUGUGCAAAGUGUGCCAGAGCAGAAUGAGCAAAGAGCAGAGCAGAGAACAGAGAUGGCGGAGAAAUUCCAAAAUUCUUCGGCUCCGAAUUCAUCUCCUUCAGCUCGAACUCCCAGGCACCGCUUUGCUUGGCGGGAGCCACAUCAAGAGCACGCAGAGAGGCCACAGAAAGUCACCUGGGCGCAACUGCGAGCGCAACAGGAGCAAAAAAGGCACGUUUCAGUGCUGCGGGAGUCGCUGCAAUCGCCGAAUGUGCAGCCCACGCGAGCAUCACGGGCUUCUGCGUGGGCUUCUUUUGUCGGAACCAUGGCAAAUGACUUGGUCGACUUGGUCGAUAUAGAUGGGAAAUGA
This is a messenger RNA of Cladocopium goreaui, 1981 nucleotides long. The record is from the annotation of a GenBank genome assembly. Lineage: Eukaryota; Dinophyceae; Suessiales; Symbiodiniaceae.